This is a messenger RNA of Pezoporus occidentalis (night parrot), 1015 nucleotides long. It is a transcript of the gene CDCA3, whose product is annotated as cell division cycle associated 3. Bases 41 to 754 code for a protein of 237 amino acids. The record is from RefSeq and is a predicted model, not a curated record. Lineage: Eukaryota; Metazoa; Chordata; Aves; Psittaciformes; Psittacidae. The transcript is spliced from 5 exons.
GGUUGGGGCCUGGCAAGAGCGCUGUGCGGCGGCCGCCGCCAUGGGGGUCUCCGGCAGUACCCCCGCCCGCAGCCAGCACUUGGCGCACGUCAGCGACCCGCGCUCCCCCAGCGCCGGCAUCCUGCGCACCCCCAUCGAGGUGGUGAGCUCCCCUGUGUGCAGCCCUCAGCCCGGCCUCGCAGAGCUGGCGGCGAGCACCAGCCAGGACCGUGAUCCGCGUUCGCCUACACCCGGUAUCUUCCGCACGCCCAUGAGAGCCGUGUCCAGCGACAGCGUGGACCGCCUGGUGAAGCAGCUCAGCGAGGUCUUCGGAACCGGGGCCACGCCCCGGGAGCCGGCGCCGCCGGCAGCGGCUUAUCCCGCCGAGGAGCCGGCCCGGCGGAGCCCUCCGGAAGUGGCCGCCUCGUCGGGAGAAGCAGAGGAGAGGCCGCCCUCUCCCAGCGCAGUUCCGGCUCGGCCAGCCCGCACCGCCGGCCCCGGCUUCUUCUCUGGGAGCAAGCCUGUAAGAUACAAGACCAACAACAAAAUCCUAGCAACAUCUGGUGGAACUGGCCGCUCUCCUCUCAGCAUCCUACAAGAUGAUAAUUCCCCCAAUGCUCCUGCCCCUCGACAGGGUAAGAGGCACAUACUGGGAGAGAGCCUUGGGGAAAAGAAGGAAGUGAUGGUGGACCUGAGCAGGAGCCUUAAAUCUGGAAACUGUGCUUGGAGUGACUUGAACAAAGAAAACCAACAGUGCCCUUUUGUGGAGAACUAGGCAUUUCUUCUUCCAGGAUCUUGCUGUAAUUUGCUUCUAUGUUUUGAGAGUCUUCUGGGGUGAGAAAUUCUACAAUAGACUGAAACUUCAGACUUGUGGUCACUUUUCUCACCUAUCCCUGUUUGGGAAAGAGCACUCUUUCUUCCCUCCAAGCUUUGCACAUCUUGUGUACAGUACCACCUUCAGCUCUUCUGUUGUAUAUCAGCUGUAUUGACUUACUGCAGUGUUCUUAUCUGUAUUAAAUAAAUUUGUAUUAAAUCU